CCUCCUCAGCCACCUGCGGCGUCUCCUCCACCGGUGGUGCCGCCAGUGACACCUGCGCCACCAACACCAUCUGCGUCGCCACCCGUGACACCUGUGCCACCGACGCCAUCUACGCCUUCUCCGGUUGCACCUGUACCAUCAACGCCUUCACCGUCCCCUCCGGUGACGCCAGCUCCGUCCCCACCUUCUCCCGCGAACCCAGCACCAUCCCCGCCUUCACCAGCGAUGCCAACACCUUCUCCAGUAAACCCGGCACCACCAGCGCCACCAAUGCCAUCGCCAUCUCCGGUGAACCCGGUACCGCCAACAUUACCACCACCGUCUCCAGCGGGGCCCGCACCAUCAGCGCCACCGCCGUCUUCCCCGGUGAACCCGGCACCACCAACGUUGUCUCCGCCGUCUCCAGCUCUGCCUAUUCCAGUGAACCCUGCACCACCGACGCCGUCUCCAGCGCAGCCGGCGCCACCGGCGCCACCAACAUCGCCUCCGACAUCACCAGUGAACCCAGCGCCACCAGGGUCGUCUCCUCCUGCUCCGGUGAACCCUGCACCACCAACAGUGUCACCGCCAUCUCCCGUGGCGCCGGCACCACCAAUGCCAUCGCCGUCCGGUCCAGUUAACCCGGCACCACCAACGGCUCCAACCAACCCGACACCGCCAACGCCAUCUCCGGUGAACCCGGCACCACCAACUACGCCCCCACCUUCACCUGGCACGCCAACAACACCACCAUCGCCUCUUCCGCCGCCUGCAACAACGCCGUCUCGGCCCAUGCCACCACCCGCUCCAGGUUCGAGCAAACUGCCAACCCCUUCCACGCAUGCUCCUCCUAGCGUAACACCGUCGCCCCCAAGCGGCACGCCAGGAGCACCGCCUUCGCUACCGGGUUUACCCCCAUCACCGGCGCCACUGUCUUCGCCGCCGCAUUCAUCACACGCAUCCAAAGCAGUGAUCGGCAUCUCCGUGGCUGCCUCGGCGGUGUUCGUGAUCGCCCUCGUGGCCGGGCUGUUCUACUGCUUCCGGACGCGACGCCGCCAACGCCGCGGCCGCCGUCCUCCGUCCAGCUCGUCAGGCGAUCCCUACGACAAGCGGCUGCCGGUGACGUCGUCGCAGGCAGCGCGCUCAUCCUUCUCGGCGGCGCUAUCAACCAUACCGCCAAUGUACGCGCCACCACCAGCACCACACGCGGCGGUCCACCCGUGGCAGAGCGGCGGCGGCGCCACGGCCUCCGACCAGCCUCCCCCGCACGCGGCGGUCACGGGCGGCACGGUGUCGUACGCGGACCUGGCCGCGGCGACGGACGGGUUCUCGGACGCCAAGCUGCUGGGGCAGGGCGGGUUCGGGCACGUGUACCGCGGCACGCUGGGCUCGGGCCCGGCGGCGCGGGAGGUGGCCAUCAAGCGGCUCCGGGCCGGCAGCGGGCAGGGCGAGCGCGAGUUCCGCGCCGAGGUGGAGAGCAUCGGCCGCGUGCACCACCGCAACCUCGUGUCGCUGCUGGGGUACUGCAUCCAUGGCGACCAGCGCCUCCUCGUCUACGAGCACGUCCCCAACCACACGCUCGAGUCCCACCUGCACCACGGCGGCGACGGGCCGACGCUGCUGGACUGGGAACGCAGGUGGCGGAUCGCGCUCGGGGCGGCCAAGGGCCUCGCCUACCUGCACGAGGACUGUCAUCCUAAGAUCAUCCAUCGCGACAUCAAGGCGGCAAACAUCCUUCUGGAUGACAACUUUGAGCCCAAGGUCGCCGACUUUGGGCUGGCCAAGAUCCAGCACGGAGACGACAGCCAUGUUUCUACGCGGGUGAUGGGGACCUUCGGGUACAUGGCGCCGGAGUACACCAACACGGGAAAAAUAACCGACCGGUCCGACGUCUUCUCCUUGGGCGUCGUGCUUCUGGAGAUCAUCACCGGCAAGAGACCGGUCCUGUCCGACGAGCCCGACGAGGACGACGAGACUCUGGUCUCUUGGGCACGGCCUCUGCUGACAAAAGCUCUGGAGGGGCAACUCACCAUGGAGCUCAUCGACCCAAGGCUGGAGGCCAACUACGACGCCCACGAGAUGCAGCGGCUCAUCGCCUGCGCCGCCGCCGCCGUGCGCCACACGGCCCGCUCCCGCCCCCGAGUGAGCCAGAUCGUCCGGUACCUGGAGGGCGAGCUACCGCUGGAGGCCCUCAACGGCGGCGUGGAGCCGGGGCAGAGCGAGGCGCACGACGCCACCACCACAGAGCAGCUGCGGCGGAUGAGGAGGAUGGCGUUCCUGCAGCGGGGCGCCGACAGCGGCAACACGGGCGCCACCGGCUUCGUCAGCGAGGCCACCAGCGAGUACGGGCUGUGCGCCUCCAGCUCCAGCAGCGACGGCGACGCCGCGCAGAGCACGAGCCGCGCGCCCGGCGGGCAGCACCCCGGCCAGGCGAGCUACGCCGCCGGCAACAACGUGGGCAGGGCGGGGCGGCACUCCGGCGACCUCGGGGCCAUGAGCCGGCGCACGCGCCCGGGCCGCGCCGGCCUGGAGUAACGUGACCGUCGUUUGUUGCGACCAAGUUUUUUGGAACUGAGAGUUAGAUUAGUACUACUGCUACGUAUUGCCUUUGGAUUUUAGCAUUUUUUACGAUACAUUCAUUGGAGGGGAGAGAUAUAUACUUGUAAAAUACAAAGUGAUAGAACUUCUAUAGUGUUUGCCAUUUCUUGGAAUUUUGCUCAAGUGCAAAUCUGA
This is a messenger RNA of Triticum aestivum (bread wheat), 2712 nucleotides long. RefSeq names its product proline-rich receptor-like protein kinase PERK2. The transcript is spliced from 7 exons. Gene Ontology annotation, molecular function: ATP binding; protein kinase activity. Gene Ontology annotation, biological process: protein phosphorylation. Lineage: Eukaryota; Viridiplantae; Streptophyta; Magnoliopsida; Poales; Poaceae. The coding region runs from base 226 to 2514 and encodes 762 amino acids. The record is from RefSeq and is a predicted model, not a curated record.